Haliotis rufescens (red abalone) is the source of this 1606-nucleotide messenger RNA. Its product is annotated as fibulin-2-like. Lineage: Eukaryota; Metazoa; Mollusca; Gastropoda; Lepetellida; Haliotidae. The record is from RefSeq and is a predicted model, not a curated record. Gene Ontology annotation, molecular function: calcium ion binding. Bases 162 to 1487 code for a protein of 441 amino acids. The transcript is spliced from 8 exons.
AUUUCCGAACUCAUUAGGAACAGUUGGUUUUUAAACACUGGAUGGUUUAGUCAGCCUUCUUCGUCUAGACUUACACUCUGGAGAGCUCAUCAGCAAUUAACGUCAACUUCGCAAGGACUCUCAUCUUAUGUUGAAGAAUAACCGCUACACAAUUAUUUGAAAUGAUUUUCAAAUGGUGUGCGUUUCUGUUCUAUUUCGUGUUCAUUUCGAAAGGCGUUUUGUCAUAUAUUUUCAUGAACGAAAGUUGUGGAGUCGAUCAGUUUGAAAGGUUUCUAUCAUUGGACGGAUUUAUCUUUGACACCUAUACGUUAGGAAGUCAUAAAGAGAUUAAUUACUUGGCAUGCGCUGUGGAUUGCUUCUACAAUGUGAAUUGUCUGUCGGUAGUGUUUGAUGAACAAACGUCUUCGUGUUCUAAAUACUUCACUCACAUGAAGGACUCCUAUCCCAGAAGACCCAGCAGCACAGCAUCGUACCUGCAACUGAAGGAUCCAGACAACUGUGCAGACAUUGUCGUUCCAUGCGUUACCAAUGCCGUUUGUCUGAACAAACGUCAAAACGACGCGUGCGUAUGCAAACCGGGUUUCACAGGUGAUGGCCAAACCUGCUCAGACGUAAACGAGUGUAUAACGGGAUCCAACGACUGUGACGUAAAUGCAGACUGCACCAACAUUGUCGCGUCCUACUUGUGUGCGUGUAAACCAGGCUUCAACGGUGACGGAAAGACAUGUACAGACGAGAACGAGUGUACAACGGGAUCCAACACCUGUGACUCCAAUGCAGACUGCACUAACAGUGUGGGUUCCUACUCUUGUGCGUGUAAACCAGGCUUUAACGGUGACGGAAAGACAUGUACAGACGUGAACGAGUGUAUCACGGGAUCCAACGACUGUGCCACAAAUGCAGACUGCACCAACAUUGUCGCGUCCUACUCGUGCGCGUGUAAACCAGGUUUCAAUGGCAACGGAAAGACAUGCACAGACAACAAUGAGUGUAGUACUUCCAACGCCUGUCACGCGAAAGCCAGCUGCGCCAACACUUACGGGUCUUACACGUGCCGCUGUAAACAUAUGUAUGAAGGGAACGGAGUGAACUGCAUCCUUGGCAGAAUCAAAGGACAAACAUGUACACAGGCUUCAGGCUGCAUCCGUAGUAACUUCAUCUGCUCCUCCGGCCUCUGCGACUGUGACAUUGGCUACAGCUAUGACGGCACCUCCAACACCUGCGUCAUCAGGUGCGACAACUACGGCAGCGACUUCAGUCAUCAAUCAACCACCUACUGCAUAACCGGCUACAAUGACGCAAUUUACGACGUCAGCACCUUCACCGAAUGCAGACAGUACUGCUUGACCACCUCCUCCUUCACCUGCAGGACCUUCGAACUCUGGAACGGCGCGUGUUACCUCUCAUCAGCUGUUAAAACCGAGGUUCCGGACUCGAAAUGGGCUGUGUGGACCGGGUGCAAAUAUUACCAGCGUCAGUGUGCUUAGUGUGCCCAAGGACGAGAUCACUCACAGACUCACACGUACCUUAUUCUGUUUGUUUCCUACUUUGUAAAGUCCAAUUGGAACAGUGAGUGAGUGAGUGAGUUGGGUUUAACGCUACUUUU